AUGAUUCUUACAAGGACCCAUCAUCUCUUUUCCGGCUUCUUUUCCGGUUCUACGAUCGCAGAGAUCGAGUUUGAUGACACAACUUCAUCUCUGACCUUGGUGAAAUCCAUUUCGUCUGAGGCAUCUGGGUCUAAGUGGAUAACUCUUGAUGCGCGUAAAAAAAACUUAUACGUCGCUACGACUAGUGCUUUUCAAAGCUACAAGCUCACGGAAGACUUGAAUCUGGCUUACGAAAGCAGCGUUAACUUGUCUUCAUCCUGCAACAACGCGAAUUUUGUCACCGCCCUGUCAAAGGCUCCGUACACCGUCUUUGGCACUCCAUACGGAAGCGGCUGCCCGACAUUGGCCAUUUCCACCGACUCGUCCGGUACCCUUGAGGCAACCGUCGCCAAUGCCAGCUAUCUUGAUUCGAGUGGUGUUCAUGGAACCGCUCUGAGCCUUAAGAAUGCCUUUCUCUACUCGGCUGAUGAUAUGGGGAAUGCGGUUUGGGUUCACUCCUACGACAAGGUGACGGGCGUCGUUCGUGAAGUGCAGUAUCUGGCUGCCGCUUCUGGUUCGAACCCUAGACACCUAACCGUACAUCCUAACGGAAAAUGGGUUUACGUGGUGUACGAAGAGGCAAAUGCUAUUGCGGCAUAUGAACGAGACACCACGACUGGAAAACUGGAAUUUCACCAUGAGACUUAUAGUCUACUGCCUUCAGGAUUCAUGAACUCCUCUUCGUAUUGGGCUGAUGAGGUACUCCUCUCAAUCCCAGCAGACGCUGACUCGCCCAAAUAUCUUCUUGCCGCUACCCGAUCACGUACGACUGGGACGCCAGGAUAUGUGUCAGCUUUCAGCUUAGAUGCAAAGUCCGGUGACAUCAAGAAACAGUUAUUCCUGCAACCCACGACUGGCAGCGGGGGGUCCGCCAAUGCCGUUUCGCCCGCCCCAUUCAGCGAGGAUUACUUUGCAAUCACAGAUAGUGGAGAAAACUUUGUUCAAGUUUGGAGGAUUGAGAAAAAGAAGGCUUCAGUUAUUGCUCAUUUGGAUCUUGAAAAUGGACCGGCCAAUGUCGUGUGGUAUGACUGA
Messenger RNA from Fusarium vanettenii 77-13-4, 1071 nucleotides. RefSeq lists its product as uncharacterized. The record is from RefSeq and is a predicted model, not a curated record. Gene Ontology annotation, molecular function: protein binding; 6-phosphogluconolactonase activity. The transcript is spliced from 5 exons. The coding region runs from base 1 to 1071 and encodes 356 amino acids. Lineage: Eukaryota; Fungi; Ascomycota; Sordariomycetes; Hypocreales; Nectriaceae.